Dalotia coriaria is the source of this 1484-nucleotide messenger RNA. RefSeq names its product CCA tRNA nucleotidyltransferase 1, mitochondrial. Gene Ontology annotation, biological process: tRNA 3'-terminal CCA addition; mitochondrial tRNA 3'-end processing. The record is from RefSeq and is a predicted model, not a curated record. Gene Ontology annotation, cellular component: mitochondrion. Gene Ontology annotation, molecular function: tRNA binding; nucleotidyltransferase activity. NCBI's taxonomy places the organism in Eukaryota, Metazoa, Arthropoda, Insecta, Coleoptera, Staphylinidae. Bases 46 to 1464 code for a protein of 472 amino acids. The transcript is spliced from 3 exons.
UUCAUCAUAAAUGAAGUACACAAAAAAGUGGAAUAUUGUUUUGAUAUGUUAGGUGCACUUCUCACAAAAGUCAUGCUGUUACUCCGCAUUGUCACACGAAGUAUAUUUAACAAUCGAAUUGUAUCCUAUUCAACUUCAAUUUUUCAACAAAAUCUAUUAAAAUUCCGUAAAAUGGCCCCGAAACAUCGAGAAAAUCCAAUCAUAAAGAAACUAGACUCUUCAGAAUUCAAAUCAAUCUUCACUGAUGAACUUCUUAAACUCUCUACAAUAUUUGACAAGUAUGGAUAUGAAAUUCGCAUCGCCGGAGGGGCUGUGCGUGAUUUACUGAGUGGGAAAACACCAAAAGACUUAGAUUUUGCUACAACAGCAACACCAGAUCAAAUGAAAACCAUGUUCACUGAAGAGAACAUCAGAAUGAUCAAUGCGAAAGGUGAAAAACAUGGUACAAUCACUCCAAGGAUCAAUGACAAGGAGAAUUUUGAAGUUACAACUCUCAGGAUUGAUGUGCUCACUGAUGGUAGACAUGCUGAAGUACAAUAUACAACUGACUGGUUACUAGAUGCAAAUAGACGUGAUUUAACUAUUAAUUCAAUGUUCUUAGAUUUAAAUGGGAAUAUCUAUGAUUAUUUUUAUGGAUAUGACGAUCUACAAAAACGAAGAGUUGCAUUCGUCGGUAAUCCUGUAACACGUAUCCAGGAGGAUUUCCUGCGUAUUUUACGUUAUUUCCGUUUCUAUGGACGUAUUGCAUCCACACCGGAUGAUCACGAUGAAGUUACAAUCACAGCCAUUAAAGAAAACGCCUCAGGUUUGGCACAAAUCAGCGGUGAACGUAUUUGGACAGAAUUAAAAAAGAUUCUUGAGGGAAACUUUUCUGGAGAGUUACUGAAGAAGAUCCUGGAGUGCAAUUGUGCUCCACACAUAGGUCUACCAGAAAAUUACAACUUGAAAGAAUUAGAUAAAAUUCUCAUGAAUUUAAAAACGAAUGAUUUACAACUAAACGCGAUCACUCUCCUCACAAGUUUGAUUAACACUGAAGAAGAAGCUAUGCAGCUACAUGCAAGAAUUAAAUUCUCUGCAUACGAGAGGGAUUUGAUGCUGUUUAUUGUACAGCAUCGUGAGCCUAAAUUAGAUCCCAGACCUUUGCAACCGUAUAAAAUUUUAGUUUUAAAGGCGAAAAAUAAGAAUACAAGAGAAUACGUUGUUGAAUUGUUGAAGUAUUUAAAUUCUGAACAUAUUGAAGAGUUUAACUCUUGGGUUUUACCCAAAUUUCCGUUGAACGGAACUAUUUUGAAAGAAAAUGGCGUGGAGGCUGGUAAUUUUAUGGGGGCGGUGAUGCAAGCAAUGAAGAACUACUGGACUGAUAAUGAUUUCAAUCUGUCUGAAGAGGAAUUGUUAAAGAAACUACCGAGUGUUGUAGCUGAGCUUAAAGAAAAGUCAGCAGCAAAACGUAAAAUUAGUAAAUAAAUAAAUAAAAUGAAAUAAAA